Molecule: messenger RNA, 2698 nt
Organism: Phoenix dactylifera (date palm)
Lineage: Eukaryota; Viridiplantae; Streptophyta; Magnoliopsida; Arecales; Arecaceae
Source: RefSeq, a predicted model, not a curated record
CUACGCUAAACCUCUCCUGGUGGCUUCUCUCCGGCGGCCGGCGGGAGACCUCGUCCUAGACUUUUCUCUUCCAACAACGCGAGAGGAAGAACUCCCCACCAAACUCCACCCUCAGUUCCUGACUCUUUUUUCCAAUCCUUCCGGUUUCUACCAGAAAAAAGACAAGCACUCUUCCGUUACCCUUUCCUCUCGCCUCUCCUCUUCGCCACUCUGCAUUGCUAGGGUUAUUGUUCCUCUCCUCAGAGAAACCCCGACAAGAGAUGCAUCCCUUCUUCCCCUCUCUCCCCAAUCAAAUCCAAUCGCAUGGAAGCGCCAAUCAACCUGUCCAACAGGCGAUGCUGUUAAACCCUACUCAAUUCCCAUCUCAAGGCCUAAACCCUCGAUUUCCAACUCCACCGAUGGCUAAUUUCAAUAAUCAAAGUUCCAAUUUGGGAAAUUUCAGCGGAAACCCCAUGGGCAUGCGGAACUGGCCUCUUUCGAUGCCUUGUCCUUCCUUGUCGAAUGGCACCGACGUGCCUCCCCUGGCCCAGAAUAAUCAGAUGGGUGUUCUUCCACUACCGGGGCCAUUUGGUGUGAAUCAGGCCGUGGGAACUUUGAAUCAGGUUAUGGCAUUGCAUCUGCUCAGGCAGCAAAAUCUGAACUUUCUUGCUUCAUUGCAACCGGGCAGCACCUUUUUGGCCAAUAAUCUGCCUCGGAACAUCAACCAGAUUGUGGGUCUGCCGAAUGAGCAGGUUCAUUUGCAAAAUCUAAUGAUGCAAAGGAAUCGGAUCAAUGCUCUCAGCAUUCCUCCAUCCUCUCGUCCUACAGGCUCUAACAACCCAGGCUUUGUUGAUUGGCAAGCCUAUCACCCGAAGCCCGAUGCAGAAUCAUCAGAAUGGGAAGGAUAUGCAACAAAGUGGGCACCAGCAGCCGCAGGUGAAUUCUGCUGAAGAUGGUGAAACAAAUGUCCUCGCCGAAAAUUCUGCUCGUAAGAACUUUACAAGAAAUCUACGUGGAUAUGGAGAAAUAGAAUCAUCAUAUAUGAGAUUUCAGAAAUCUCAAUUUCAUCAUUCAAAAAGUGCAAAUGGAAGUCAGAGGCCAUUUAAUAAGCCUGGUGGAAGAGGUCAUUCCUAUUGCAUUUUGCAACAUUAAUUUUGCUAUUUUUUAUAAUAAUUGUUGUCAUAAUCUCAAAGCAUGCUGCUUUAAUAUCUAUCAAGUGUAAGCAAUAUGAUGGAAGGGCUAAUGAGAUUGUAAACUUUAUAUGGUACAAUGCUGCAUGCUCCUUAGUAAUAAACUUUUAAGCUUUUAAUCUAUGGUACUAUUGUUGAAAUACUCAAACCAUGCACUUAUAGUAUAAUAUAGAUUAAUCGAGAUACUUUUCUGAUCAAAAUUGUUAUAUCACAUAAGCAUGAUAUAUGUAACGUCAAAUUACUGUAUUGUUGAGUUUGUAUGAACCUGGGGAGCAAGCAUCGAGAGGUAGCAACAGGCCAUUGUUUAUUUUUGCAAUUACAUGGACUCAUAUACAUGUCCUGAAUUACAUUACAUAAAGCAUUGGUGGAUCCUUUUAAACGAUCAAAACUUCACCUCUCUUUCUCAAUUGCACUUGGGUUACAGACCAAGAGUUCUCCAAUAAAUGGAUUGGUAGUGCCUGGUGGGAUGAGUCAUUAUGAUGAAAUUCAUGAGCUGCUUGAUAAAUAGGAAGUUAGUUUGGAAGAUUUUUGAAUUCCUUGAAGAGACACUGAAACUCAUAAUGGUUUGGAUUUUGGAAGGACUCUCAAGCUUUACCCUAAUCAUGAGGACCAAAACAAAGGUCUUCUAAGCCUUUCCAGAAAUGUCACCAUGGACUUGCAACACUAACCUUGAUGUCCCUGUAUUACCAUGUUUCUCUUGAAUAUGAGAUUAAAUUGUAUCACUAUCUAUUGGAAGCUACAAGAAUUCGUGGUUCUUCUCUUAAAUUCUGCCUAAUUUAUUUGAUUUACUAUUUUUUGCCUUGCCUGUUUUUUUGUGGCACUGCUCCUCCUGCACUAGCCUCAAAUUCUUUGAUCUGCUAGAGUCACUCUUUACCUUAUACUUUGGGUUGCCAUCACAUUUACAAUUCUUGUCCUUUCAUCCCUGUUCUUGGAUUCUUCUGUUAUCAUGCCAUGCUAAUAUCAGAUGCGUAGCAAAAUUUAAAUUUUUCUAGUAAGUAUAUGAAACCAUAAUUACCAAACUUUUGAACUUAAUUCCCAAAAUUGUAAACUUUUUUAGAUUUUUUUAUAAGCUCAUCAUUAACUAUUUUGGGUUGGAUUUUUUUUUUGGUAGGCCAGAGAUUCAUGCAUAUUUACUGUAGAUUCAUUUAAGAAAAUCAGACAGCAGAAUAUCCCUAAAUUGGACUGGAAUAGCGGAGUUGCCCUUCUAGACUACUGCCUCAGUGUGUUCAGCAACAUAGGCCACCACCCAGUCUGCAGCACUGUUGGCCUCUUGAUAAACGUGAUCUGCAUGGAAGGAGGCUAAUUCCCCGACCAUCCUCCAAAUGUCCAUAAGUAGAAGGUGAGCUCUAGCUUGCCACGGCCUCAUCACCCAUCUAAUCAGAGUAGAAGAGUCUCCCUCCAGAAUGAAGUGGUCAGCCCAUAGAACUGACUUUGCAUUAUAGGUUGGAUGUUCAAAACUUUGUUUAAGCAUCGGAUAGAAAGCCAAUCUGGUGUCCAUAUAAUAUAUCCUUGGCUUCCUGCUUCUGUAA